AGAUGCCAUUGCGGAACACGAAAGGCGAAAUGGAUACGACAAAGCAUAUGGUCCAGGUGGCGUUAUUCAACGGAAAGAAGCUUAAACAGCUACAUACUUCAUUUGGAGCCGAAAUCCUGGCCUCAGCUUUGCCAAUGCUUUGGCUUCUGUUUGUCGAAAAGUUGGUAACUAUACUAACCUUUCCCUUCAUUCGCUCGACCAGUCUUACCGAUGAGAAUCACGUUGAGUUAUCGCAUAUGUUCGGUGAACUCGAUGAUGUAACGCCAUACAUCAAGCUAGGACGCCCGAACCGCCUCAAAUACGAUGAACUAUUUGACAGUCCCCACGGCGCAGCCAAUAAAGGCAAUUGUCUCUUUCACGUAGACUCUAGCUUCAACCCCCGUCGUGCUGGAUACUCUCUGCUCCUUGCCCACGAACUGCCUCCUCCAGGUAAUGGGGGCGGUAUUGAGUACUGCGACACCAGACAAGCAUACGCAGAGCUGGACCAGGAAACAAAAGAUGAGCUUGCUACAAAUGACUAUGUUGCUGCCCAUUCCAUACAUCAUUCGAAAAAGGUAGCCGCUCCAGAUUGGUACGCCAAUAUCAACCCUGAGGAUUACCCGAUGGGCCGUCAUAAGCUGGUUCAGCUUCAUGAAACAUCAAAUCGGAUGAAUUUAUACAUCGCCACCCAUAUUCAUCAUAUCGAAGGCUUGACCUCGGAGAAAUCGCAGCAGGUUUUCGACAAGCUCUUCAUGCACUGCACUCAAAAUAAAUACCGCCUGAGUAUUGAUUGGCAGUGCGUGGGCGAUUUGGUUGUUUGGGAUAAUACUAGUACUAUGCACCGGGCGGUAAACGGGCCAUUUUUGUACAAAUACCGCCGCGACAUGAGGCGUACCACUGUGCACGAUAGUUCGAGUCAGGCCUGGGGCUUGAACGAGCAUACCAACCGUCGCCAAGGCCUACCUUAA
Messenger RNA from Trichoderma atroviride IMI 206040, 947 nucleotides. The record is from RefSeq and is a predicted model, not a curated record. NCBI's taxonomy places the organism in Eukaryota, Fungi, Ascomycota, Sordariomycetes, Hypocreales, Hypocreaceae.